Molecule: messenger RNA, 1783 nt
Organism: Owenia fusiformis
Lineage: Eukaryota; Metazoa; Annelida; Polychaeta; Sabellida; Oweniidae
Source: the annotation of a GenBank genome assembly
GGUAAAUGAACAUCAUUCUAACUUACUUCAGUUGUUCUAGAAAGUAAGAAAACACUUUCGCAAGUAUAGUACACAAUCAUACAGUACAUGUAAUUGUAGAAAUAUCGUGUUCAGUUGACCUUUAAAUAUUUAUAAGUAACAUGAAGGACAAUAGAAAUGACAGAGAUAGUGAAGUGGCUUAUUCACAGGUGAACAUGGACGCUAACGGCAAGAAGCUGACAGGUUCUAAGUUUAGAUGGGCCUUAUUUACAACCAUCGUCAUUUUUCUAAGCAGAAUAUGCAUGGGCAUAUACUACGAGUUGUCGGGUCCCACGCUGCCCGACUUAAAGGAUCGUCUUGGAGUAAAUUACGAGGAAAUCUCGAGAAUCCUAGUGUGGCAAAACGCAGCGUUCCUCGUCAGUGCGUUGGUUGGUGGAUUUCUUAGUGAUGUCUUCAAACCGUAUAUUGCGAUCAUCAUCUUUAUAUCUCAAGUUGUCGCCUUGUCCGGUGUGGCAGGGGCGCCCUGGUGCACUACUCUCGUCACACUUGGCAUUUGCUAUUUCCUUACCGGGUUUGGUUGCGGAACUUUGGGAACUGGUGGCAACGCCUGGAUUGUAUGGCUGUGGGGCUCUGACGCUACCGCCCCGUGCUAUGCCUUCCAUUUUGGUUUUGGUAUUGGAGCCACUAUCUCCCCACAACUGGCGAAGCCGUUUCUAUCCAAAACCAUUACAACCAAAACGGAGCCACUGAACGGCACUGAUAUGGUGACUAGCAUGUAUCCCAACGCAACGGAGGGAUAUUUGAACAAUACGAUCACAACCCAAACAACGUCCCUUAUAGAGUACCCGUAUACUAUUGGUGCAAUAGCCACCAUGGUUGUAGCUUUACUCUACCUGGUCCUCCUAUACCAUGACACAAAGGAACAUAAAUUAGAAGAAGAGAAGAAAAGAACCAAAGCGAGAGAAAUGGAUGAUAUGCGACGUAAAGGAGAAGUUGUGGAAGUUAAUGAUGAAGUUGAACCGCAUAAAUUAAGCUGCGCGUCUAUCUGUAAAGUCCUUUCUCCCCAUAGUUGCACACCUGGCGAACCCAUCUUUGGUGGCUUUAUGAUUGCUCUAAUUCUCACAUUCCAUACUCUUGUGGUUGCCGGUGAACGUUCAUGGGGGAAAUUCCUGUUUACAUACGCCGUUGAGAAUAAGAAACUGAAUAUGAACAAGGACGACGCAAGCAACUUGCAAUCAGCGUUCUGGUUCUGCUUUCUAGCGGGCCGGGGUCUUCCUACCCUUGUUGGAAAGUGGAUCCCUCCAAAUCUCUACGUCACUACCGUCCUCAUUUUAUACCUCACAAACGCCGUUGUGUUAGCAAUAUUCGGAGGUGCUAGUUCAACGGUAUUGUGGAUCUGCAGCUGCAUAUUCGGUUUCCUCGUCGCUCCUAUAUUCCCAGGCGGCAUAACGGUAUAUAACCAAUACAUCGAUAUACAGGCGAUGAUAUUUGCGCUCUCUGAAGGUGGGGCCGGUUUGGGUGGUAUGUUCUGGCAGUGGAUGUCCGGUUUCCUGAUCAAUAGAUAUGGCCCGGAAUCUUUGCUCUACCAUAAUGUUGUCUACAUCUGUCUUCUUAUUGUCGUUUAUUGUAUAAUCCAAGUGAUUGGUAUUCGCCGUAAGCGACUAAUGAAGUCCUAUGGGAUUUCCAAUGAGAAAGAAGAAAUGUAGUAUACCAAUGGGAGCCAGGUCUCAUAUAGAUGGCAGUUCACUCAUUUUCUCUAAUGGGCUGUCAUUCACAGCCCAGUCCCAUUGGUCUGUAUGUAAAU